AUGGCUGCCGGUAGGCUGCUGCUCUACACCGGCCUCUUGCUGGCGCUCUGCGCCCUCGGCAUGCUGGCUGUGGCCAUCUGCUCCGACCACUGGUACGAGACGGACGCGCGCAAGCACCGCGACCGCUGCAAGGCCUUCACCACGCGCCGCGUGGACCCGGGCUUCAUCUACAACAACAACAACAACCUGCCGCUGCGAGCCAGCCGCGCGCGCCUAGACCGCUGGGAGGGCAAGCUACUGCGCGCCCGCAACCGCCGCCAGCUCUUCGCCAUGAGUCCCGCGGACGAGUGCAGCCGCCAAUACAACUCCACCAACAUGGGCCUCUGGAGGAAGUGCCACCGCCAGGGUUUCGAUCCCGACAUCGCAGCGCUCAUCCGCAAAGGAGAGCUUGAGCGGUGCACAUAUAUCAAGUACCACUACUCCUCAGCCACCAUCCCCAGGAACCUCACCUUCAACAUCACGAAGACCAUCCGUCAGGACGAGUGGCAUGCUCUGCACCUGCGCAGAAUGACGGCUGGCUUCAUGGGCAUGGCGGUGGCCAUCAUCCUCUUCGGCUGGGUCAUCGGGGUGCUAGGCUGCUGCUGGGACCGGGGCCUUAUGCAGUACGUGGCCGGACUGCUCUUCCUCAUGGGAGGAACCUUCUGCAUCAUCUCACUGUGCACCUGCGUAGCCGGGAUCAACUUUGAGCUGUCACGUUACCCGCGUUACCUGUAUGGACUGCCCGACGACAUCAGUCACGGCUAUGGAUGGUCCAUGUUCUGUGCGUGGGGAGGCCUGGGUCUCACUCUCAUUUCGGGCUUCUUCUGCACCUUGGCCCCUUCUGUCCAACCUGUCCCGAGGACCAACUGCCCUAAAUCCAGACCUGAGAAUGGGACAGUGUGCUAA
This is a messenger RNA of Chrysochloris asiatica (Cape golden mole), 885 nucleotides long. RefSeq names its product transmembrane protein 178B (gene TMEM178B). NCBI's taxonomy places the organism in Eukaryota, Metazoa, Chordata, Mammalia, Afrosoricida, Chrysochloridae. The transcript is spliced from 4 exons. The coding region runs from base 1 to 885 and encodes 294 amino acids. The record is from RefSeq and is a predicted model, not a curated record. Gene Ontology annotation, cellular component: membrane.